This is a messenger RNA of Aspergillus costaricaensis CBS 115574, 1658 nucleotides long. Its product is annotated as glycoside hydrolase family 76 protein. The record is from RefSeq and is a predicted model, not a curated record. The transcript has 4 exons. NCBI's taxonomy places the organism in Eukaryota, Fungi, Ascomycota, Eurotiomycetes, Eurotiales, Aspergillaceae. Gene Ontology annotation, biological process: carbohydrate catabolic process; fungal-type cell wall biogenesis. Gene Ontology annotation, molecular function: mannan endo-1,6-alpha-mannosidase activity. Bases 47 to 1435 code for a protein of 462 amino acids.
CUCUCCAACAUAGCUGGAUGGUCCUCCGUCAGACUCCCAUUUCACCAUGCGCAGUCACCACUUAACCGCCUCUCUGCUGCUCCUGUUACACAGUCAACGGGCCUACUCCGACCUGGGUAUACAAGUCAACGAUGCCGACUCCCUCAAAAACGCCGGCUCCACCAUCGCCGACCCAUUGAUGGUCUUCUACAAACAGAACCAAACCGAAGGCAUCCCCGGCAAGCUCACCGACACCUGGUACAUCGCGGGGGCCAUGUUCAUGACCCUGAUCCAAUUCUGGCAGGCCUCGGGCGUCGACACCUACAACUCCGUCGUGCAGCAUGACCUGAUGUUCCAAGCGGGAGAAAACUACGACUAUUUCUCCUCCAACUACAGUCAAUGGCUGGGCAACGACGACCAAAUGUUCUGGGGCCUCGCCGCCAUCACCGCCUCCGAAACAGGCUUCCCCGAAGUCUCCGGCAAACCCUCAUGGACGUCUCUCGCGCGCGCCGUCUUCAACAUGCAAGUCAACCGCUGGGACGACACCGCCUGCGACGGCGGCAUGCGCUGGCAGAUCUGGCCCUACCAGGCGGGGUACACGAUGAAGAACGCCAUCUCGAACGGGGGGCUUUUCGAACUGUCUGCCCGACUCGCCCGAUUCACCAAGAACGAUACGUAUGCCGAGUGGGCGGAGAAGAUCUUCGACUGGUCGGAGACAACACCGCUCCUGAACACGAAUGCCACGAUCUGGAACGUGGCAGAUAGUACCUCCAACGAAGCCAAUUGCAAGGAUAUCGGGAAUAACCAGUGGACGUAUAACUACGGGACGUAUCUAUCUGGUGCGGCGUUCAUGUAUAACUACACGAACGGCUCCACCAAAUGGGAACAACGAGUAAACAACCUCCUCACCUCCAUCACGACCAAAUUCUUCCCCCAAGACUACUCCAACGGCACCGUCCUGUCAGAAGUAACCUGCGAACCGAUCCUAUCCUGCGACCGCAACCAGCUCGGCUUCAAGGGGUACGUGGCAAUGUGGCUCGCAUUCACGGCCCUCCUUGUCCCAUCUACACACGACAUCAUCCUCCCCAAACUGCAAGGCUCCGCGGCAGCCAUCUCGAAGCAGUGUUCGGGCACCGGCGACGGACUAGAAAAUCUGUGCGGCGUGCGCUGGCACCAGGAUACCUGGGACGGAAGCAUGGGGCUGGAAGUGCAGAUGAGUGCGUUGGGCGGGGUGACGGGGGCGUUGAUGAUGUUGGGAGAUGGGAGUUCGGGGCCGCAGACAAUCGAUGAGAAUCCCGAUGCGGCGGAACAUCAUAUUGAUACGAGUGAGGAUGAGAAGGAUCCGACGGCGAAGGAGAAAAUUGAGACGGGGGAUAGAGCUGGCGCGUGGAUUUUGACGGUGCUGUUGGCUGGGUUGAUGUUGGGUGCUGUGGGGUGGUUGGUUAAGUCGCAGUGAUAUUCCCCUCUCCCCCCAACCUUCCUUCCUUCUUUCUUUUUUUUUUUUGUGGGGAUCAUUAGGGUGUAUCUGUUCAUGGAAUGGGUUCGUGUGUAUAUGGGUUAUGGACAUAUUGUACUGCUUGCUUCGUUUGGCAAUUGUUGAUUACUUGGCGAGAUACGUACUGCUUGCUGGACAGCCUUCUUCUAUUCACAUUAGUUAUACCAUCGCGGGUCGAUAGCAC